AUGGCCCCGAGCUACAUGCGCAAACUGACCCUCGCCGACGUCGACCUCUGCGCCGCCCUCGAAGCAUCUGCCUUUCCGCCAUCCGAGGCCGCAACCCGCGAACAGAUCGAGUACCGGCUGUCCGUCUGCCCCGACAUCUGCCACGGCCUCUUCGUCCGCGAGCCUGCCGCGAGCGGCGAAACCCUCAUCGCCCACGCCCUUGCCACCCGGUCCGACGGCAGCCUCAUCCGCGAGCACGACAUGGCCGCCCCCCCGGGCUGGAAGGCGGCUGCCGCGGCCGACGGGGGCCACCAGCCCGAGGGGGCCACGCUCGCGCUGCACUCCCUGGCGGUGACGCCGGCACAUCAGCGCCGCGGGGUGGGCAGGAGCCUCGCGACGCGGUACCUCGCGCUGAUGGCGCGGGUGCCCUGGGUGCGGAGGGUGGCCAUCCUGACGCACGAGAGCCUGGUGCCCUUCUACCAGGAGCUGGGGUUUGACGAUCGCGGCAGGAGCGCGUGUGCGCACGGAGGGGUGGCCUGGAACGACAUGGUGCUUGUGUACUAA
Messenger RNA from Ustilaginoidea virens, 543 nucleotides. RefSeq lists its product as uncharacterized. The record is from RefSeq and is a predicted model, not a curated record. Gene Ontology annotation, molecular function: aralkylamine N-acetyltransferase activity. Bases 1 to 543 code for a protein of 180 amino acids. Gene Ontology annotation, cellular component: cytoplasm. The transcript is spliced from 2 exons. NCBI's taxonomy places the organism in Eukaryota, Fungi, Ascomycota, Sordariomycetes, Hypocreales, Clavicipitaceae.